CGAGGGAACGUUGUUGUCGACUGCGGCCAGAGGGCGCCACGGUGGGUACUCCUGCUUUCGUAGCAGACGACGCGGCGAGUACUGGUAGCGGGACGAGCAGUCAGUUAGUAUUGAGAGGGCACAGUAGCCGUUUCAGCUCCCGCUCGCGCGCCUAUUUUCUUAUAUUUGUGUUUCGGUACACGCGCAGGGUUUUCGUGGACUACCGUUCAAUCACCAUGCCGACGGGCGAGCGCAUCAUGAAGAGGGUCUUCACGUAUUCACUCAUCCUGGGUCUGCUGGUGAUAUGCGUGGCGUCCAUGCGCGGGGCCCUGAUGCCCAAGACGCUCCCUGGCUUCCGCUGCGACGACCCGCACAUCCGGCAUCCGUUCCGGGGCGACACCGUCACGCUCACGCAGAUCCUGGCGCUGGUCAUUGUACUGCCGGGACCUCUGGUCUGUUCCUGGUGGAGCAGUGGGCCGACGGUCCCAGUCCGCUGGCCGCUGGUCCGGUCUGCGCUGCGCCACUACGUUCUCGGCCUGGAGCUGGUCUCCGUGGCCAUCGAGGUGGUCAAGUCUCUGGUCACCAAGCCCCGCCCACACUUCCUCGACUCGUGCCGACCCGACUGGGACAAGCUCGACUGCUCGCAGGGUCUGGUGACGCAGUACCAGUGCGCCAAUGAGGAGGCUUGGAUACUGGUCGACAUGUACAAGUCGUUUCCCUCUGGUCACUCGGCGCUCGGCUUCUACCUCUUCACAUUCGUAGCGGCAUACUGCGCCGUGCGGCUACCCUCGCUGACGUCACGGUGGUCGCGCGGCGGUUGCCGCCUGCUACAGCUGUGCCUCUUCGUGCUGGCCUGCGCAUGCGCCGCGUCGCGCAUCUACGACCGCAGGCACCACCCCGUGGACGUCGUCACCGGGGGACUGCUCGGCGUGCUGGGAGGACUCGCCACGGUGCGGUGGUUCGUUUCCAGCAGUCGACAUCGCAUCGAAUCUAAAGCCCAAUGAAAGAGAGCGAGUGAAAGAGACAACACGUGACUCUGCGUGACCGUUUUAUAGCCGUAGUAGUGAUAUUAUACACAUCUAUUUAAUUACCCCCUCGUUCGACAUUCCAACGCCGUAGCGUGACCUCACGGCUUCCUUUCUAUCUAUUUUUUUUUUACCUGAGUUAUUUAGUCCGUACCACGUCUCUUGUGUGGGCGUCACGCCUUCUAUACCUGGACAUCUACCGCUACCGCUAUUCUGAGGAAUUCAAUAGUUAUAUAUGCUCCAAAAUGAAGCAGAGUUGCGCGUUGUUCCAAAUUUGCUCCAAAACAAUGCGGUAAAGCCACUUCUCGCGCGCGCGGAGGCCAAACGUAGCUCGGGUACAAGCGUGCCUUCCUGUCUCGUGCGUUCAAAUCAAACCAAAUCAAAAUAUGUUUUGUUGAGACGUAAUUACACAGAAUGCGUACAAAAUACCUGGACCAAUAGCCUACGUGGCUGGUCCAACAUAGAAAGUACACAAGUGUUAGCAACACACAUGAUUGGUCAUGAAAUCAUAGGUUUUAUUAUACAUACGCAAGUUUCAGUGAUGUACAAUAUGUCUACGAAAAAAAAAAGGUGUUACAAUUCACAAGACAAGAAAAAAAAGCGUUUACGAGCAAGUAUAAAGUUACGCAUAGUUUUUAUUUCUAGAGGCACACUGCUCCAGGUUACACCUCCGAAGAAUUCUAACAAUCAUUCGGUGUAAACAUUGUUACAGGGAGGAAGAUUUGAAGUGACUUGCUUGCCUGAUGUUUGCACGCGGGAAGUUGAAUACGGUGUUGGGUAGUGGAAGGUCUGGGUGCAGUAUCUUGUGAACCAGGCAAGUAACCUUAUAAUUUCUUAGCGAAUACGAAGUCCAUUACGAAGUUACGAAGAAUACGAAGUUCAUUAGAUAGAAUGCCGCCGAGGUAAUGAAUGGGGGAGAAUGUUAUUGUUCUUAAAGCACGUCUUUGUAACUGCAGUAUAGGUUUUAAAUAAGUUUUUUUUUUUUUAAUGGUGGUGGGACCGCCUGGCUACAUCUGGUGACUAGCGAAGCGGAACACGGAUAUCGUGUCCGUGAAGUUGGCUUCUCGGCAGCGUGAUCCAACAUUAGACGUCACUCUGUGCCACGUGAUAAUACUGGGCGAAUAGCGGCUUGGCAGGCGCAUGAAAACGAUAGGCGCAACUCUGCUCACUUUAUGAACAUAUACGCAGGAACUCUAUAAGUUCGCAGGAUGCGCGCGCCACCUGCGACGCAACGCUUAAAGGUGCCGUAGCAUCAGAAAUCAUUUGCUCACUUUUGAUUCAUUCUGCUGUUCACGCGUGGCGUGACGCUUGGUAGGCCUGUAUAUUGUGGGCUUACGGCAGUAUUUUUGAACGUGAGAUCUCAACUUUUGAUUCGCGACUUUCGUAGUCCGGGUACUGUGCCGUCGUUACCGCCUUUUUUUUUUUUUCUGUACGAAUUUACGAAUUUCAUCUAUAUGGGUCGCACCGCGUCGGCAGUGGUAAAAAUAUCGUGGCAGAGGUCACGUGGUUGGGCUGGCGGGUAUCACGGCCGACGAUUUAUUAGGACUGAUUCUCGUUUUGUACAUGUUUUGCUUUGAAAGAAAUGGCACAACAGAAGCACAGUGAACAGCGCCGAUGGCAGAACAAGACACACAAACACAAGUCUUGUGUUCCUCAUUUCUUUUUUCUUUUUUUUUGUCCUGUUGUCGGCGCUGUUCGCGUGGCAUUCCCGAGGCACACACGCUACAGUUCAAUUUGGCAAAAGCUGGCUUAUGUUCUAAGCAAAGGUUCUAGUAGUGCGAUAUAUAGAGUAUUUCGAUAUAACCUCCAAGUGCGUGUAUAGCAAACUGAAACAGACUGCUGUGAUACAUAUGUUGUAUUCGUAAUGUUUAUCUGGUAAACAAGUUAAGCAAGCAAAGUCUCCAUCUAUUGGAAACAAAUCUGUGCGCGUUGUAGUCAGCGACAUUUUGCCAGCGUCCCACACAAUAAACCUCACAGAGGCAGCAGGGCAUGAGCAUGGCAUGCUAGCCUUGUAAAUGUGGUCGUGUGUUUUGCACUACCAUCAGAAAAUAAGGUCGUGAGCUGCACUAGUACUGGUUCUAGUUUCUUUCCCAAGUGAAGAUAAUGCAAGCCGACUAUGUGGAAUUGGCCGAGAGUCGGACGGAAUUGGGAGACGGCGCUUAUAGUUUGAAGCGGAAGGAAUCGAUAGAAGUCGAAAGAAUCAAAUUAUUUCGAGAGUCCUUGUAAGUAAGAAGGCAGAAAAAAAAACAACACCGGGUAGUAAAAGUUAACGUGAGAGAUCGCUUAGAAGCUUUUUGUCUAUGUAGACUGGUCAACGCCUACGUCUCAUGCGUAAUCUUCUUUUGUGACAUUUCUUCCAAGAUGACAUAUCCGCUAUUCCCGUUACAACGUCACCAUCUUAUCGAAGCGCUCACAGACGUACACACGUGCACGCUCGUAUGCGCAUGCGCAAGCUCAUUCACCGCUCACUCACUCGCGCACGCUAAUCAAAAGGACACCAUCGGCGAGGCUUCUGCAACUCAAACCGUCCUGUUUCUUUUCUCUCUAAGAAUCAUCGAAGAGUUAUAUACGCGCAGAGAUAAAAGGAGGAAUUUUCGCCGAGGCGUCGCCAUUGUUGCCGCCGCACUCUUAUUUCUUACACAGAAGUCGCUGUCUUAUCUUCACGUCGUCGCUGCUGUUGCCGUCGUUGUUGCCGUGCGGCGGCACCACGUCGCGCGCCCACACGCGCACGAGACCGCGACGAUCGAUGUUCAUCUUUUCAUUUUCUUUCCUCAUCGUCCGAGCUCGAAAACGCGCUUCUAUUUCCAAAGCUGGCGUAGUGGCGCCCCUCGAAGGCGCUCCGCUGUUCCCGGGCCAUGGCAGAGUGGUGGCGGUAUUUUUGUACGCUGAGCGGGAAUUAAAACAAA
Molecule: messenger RNA, 3910 nt
Organism: Rhipicephalus sanguineus (brown dog tick)
Lineage: Eukaryota; Metazoa; Arthropoda; Arachnida; Ixodida; Ixodidae
Product: phospholipid phosphatase 3
Exons: 6
Coding region: 216-983 (255 amino acids)
Biological process (GO): phospholipid dephosphorylation; phospholipid metabolic process; signal transduction
Molecular function (GO): phosphatidate phosphatase activity
Source: RefSeq, a predicted model, not a curated record